Cyprinus carpio (common carp) is the source of this 2293-nucleotide messenger RNA. RefSeq names its product mitogen-activated protein kinase kinase kinase kinase 2-like (gene map4k6). NCBI's taxonomy places the organism in Eukaryota, Metazoa, Chordata, Actinopteri, Cypriniformes, Cyprinidae. Gene Ontology annotation, molecular function: ATP binding; MAP kinase kinase kinase kinase activity. The transcript is spliced from 20 exons. Bases 16 to 1836 code for a protein of 606 amino acids. The record is from RefSeq and is a predicted model, not a curated record.
CUGCUGUAAGGUGAAAUGUCUUCAUGUGAUUUUAGAGAUUAUGUCCAUGGAUGUGUGUCUGUGUGUUUACAGACGUGCAGCGUCCUACCUGAUAAGAUCCAUUCCCUAGCGAAACGUCCCAUUCAUAGAACUCGGUCUGAAGAGCAAUUCGAUCACGUGAAGUUUGGACCACCCAUGAGAAAGGAGACGGAUCCCUGUCCUGAUCUGGGGGCGUAUGAUGACUGGAGCUCUAUCAGUGCGGACAAGGACUCACCGAGUUUGUUAGAGUGUGUGGAGGAGGCCUUGAUGGAAAGGAGUUUGACUAUAAAGAGAGGCUCUUCAGCUGAGUACUCACUGGAUGAAGAGGAUAAAUAUGGGACGGUGAAGAGAGUGGUCUCUUCUCCCCAAUCAACAACAGUCACCAAUCAAGAGAGAAAAGCUCCCACUCCCUGUUCCCUCUCCUCGCCUCUUAUUGGCUGCACGCCUCUGAAGGGCCCAGCCCCUGACUCUAACCCCGCCCUAGUCAGUGAAUCCUCUUUUCUGAUUGGUUCAACGCUGUCUGACCUGUCACUCCUCACAGACUCCUCCUUCCUCAGUCAUUCCACCAGUCUAGGUUCCCUUUGUUCAACACCAACUGAAGGUUUGAUAGCAGAGAGCUCUGUCGCUCCAGACCCAGGAGGAACCAAGAGUCAUUUUCCCCCACAUGACCCCCCUCUCUCUCCAGAAUGGAGCACUCUCAGGAGGAAACCAGAUGACUCUAAAGUUGUCCAUGGACUACCACCUACACCACAAGUACAUAUGGGGGCCUGUUUCUCUAAAGUAUUCAACGGCUGUCCGUUAAAGACCCAAUGUGCUGUUACAUGGGUUUUACCAAAGACUAGAGAUCAGUACCUUAUGCUGGGUGCUGAGGAGGGCAUCUACACUCUCAACCUCAAUGAGCUCCAUGAGGACACCAUGGAAAAGCUGCUUCCUCAGAGAUGCAGUUGGUUGUACGUGAUGAACAACGUCCUUAUGUCUAUCUCAGGAAAGUCAUCACAAUUGAGUUCUCAUAGUCUGCCGGCCCUCUUUGAGUACCGCAGGAAUAUGCAGCGUAGACAGGGGAAUCUCGUGAUGAACGCACACCGCUUGAGCACAAAGAUAAGCGCAAGGAGGUAUGCCAUGUCAGUAAAGAUCCCAGACACCAAGGGCUGUAGAAGAUGCAGUGUGGUUCGAAACCCCUACACUGACAGCGUUUUCCUUUGUGCUGCUGUUCCCACUGGUUUGGUCCUUCUAAUGUGGUAUGAACCUCUGCAGAAGUUCAUGCAGCUCAAGCACAUUGCUCUGAAUCUGCCAGACUCUCUUCCUGUCUUUGAGCUGCUUGUAAACGAAACAGAGGAGCUGCCACAGGUCUGUGUGGGGGUGAGAAGCCGUCCCCGCCAAAAAGACAACACUGGACAGAUGCACUUUGACAUCAUCCACCUGGAUGACAAACCACAAAGUCUGCCAGAUGGCGAGUCUUUGGAGGUCAAACAAGUGAUUCAGCUCGACAGGGACACCGUUCUCAUCGCACUGAAAAACACAGUGAGGGUUGUGAAUCUUCAGGGAUGUCUGAGCCAUCAGAAGACCUCUGAACUUGCUUUUGAGUUUCCCAUUCAGACGCUGGUGUGUCUACAGGACAGUGUUCUUGUCUUCUGGAAACACGGUCUGAAAGGAAGGAGUUUACAAACUAAUGAGGUUACCCAGGAGAUCACAGACAGAAGUCGGGUUUUUCAAGUUUUGGGAACAACUAGGGAUAUUAUCUUGCAAAGCACACCUACGGAUGAUCCGUCUGCCAUGAGCAACCUGUACAUCCUCACGGGGCAUGAAAGCAGCUACUGAUGGGACUGAGCAAUAGCUGGAAACACUACAAAGAUUGACCGUCCUCCCUUCCCUACUGAAAGGGUCGAGUCAUCAGGCCCAGGAACAGAGGAAGACAUGAUGAAGUCACGUACACAGGUCUCCAGAGCCUCUGAGGACCGGAGGCAGAAUUUGGAGCUGAUGUGAAGGCACAAGGAUGAACCAUGAGAGAAAGAGACCUGUGGACCUGCAUACUAUGUUUGAAAGAACUCGUGAAACAGGCUGCUACGGGUUCUAUUUAAUACUAGAAAGUCUGUUGUAUUCCUUGUUUCAGGAAAUAUAUUAUAUCUACAUGUUUUGGUGCAGUGGUUCAGAAUUAUCUUCCAUUGGCCAGUAAAUUAGUUGAUAGUAUUUUGUCAACCAUUGUACUGUAAAGCCCACAAAAACCAAAACUGUGAAAUAAAUUACAUAAACGUAAACGACAAGGUUUUAAAUCACA